CUUCACAAAAGAAAAAUCACCUAAAUUUAGUAAGACUUGAAAAAAUGCAGCCUGUUUCUGUCCCAAUUAUCUUAGUUUCUCCAACCCAAAAAAAUAAUGAAAAAGUGGUUUCAAGGCCUCUUGCAAAGUUUGAACCUAGCUUUUGGGGCGAUCGCUUCCUCCAUUUCACUCCUCCAAAUGAGGUUACUAAAUUGAGAAUGGAGGAGGAAGCUAAGGAGCUGAAAGAGGAAAUGCGAAAGAAGCUUCUGGAAAGUAUUAAGAAACCAAAAGAAGGGUUGCAAUUUAUAGAUGCAAUACAAAGACUUGGAGUAGCAUACCACUUUGAAGAUGAAAUUGAAGUGUUGUUAGAAAACUUUCAUAAUAAUAAAAAUAAUUAUAAUGUCAAUGAUUGUUAUCAAAACAAUCUUCACUUUGUUUCCUUACAUUUUCGUCUUCUCCGACAACAUGGAUUUUUCGUAUCUUCUGAUGUAUUCAACAAGUUUAUAAAUGAGAAUGGAAGCUUCAAGGAGGAGAUAGCAAGUGAAGUAGAAGGUAUAUUGAGCUUGUAUGAAGCUUCCUAUCUUAAAGUUCAUGGAGAGAAGAUUCUAGAAGAUGCUUUAGAAUUCAGCACUCGACAUUUAAUGUCUUUAUCUAGACAAGUAAGCUCUGUUUUGGCAGAGAAAAUAAAUCAUGCUUUAAAACGACCCAUUCAUAGAUGUAUACCAAGAUUGGAAGCCAAGUAUCAAAUCUACUUUUACGAAUCUGAGCCUUCUCAUGAUGUGAUUCUUCAUAAGUUUGCAAAAUUAGAUUUUUACUUACUUCAACUAUUGCACAAAGAGGAACUUCAAAAACUUACCAGGUGGUGGAGGAAUCUUGAUUUUCCAACAAAACUCCCAUACGCAAGGGAUAGGAUAGUUGAGUGCUAUUUUUGGAUUGUAUCAAUGUAUCCUGAACCAAAAUACUCAAUUUCUAGAAUGGCUCACACUAAAUGGACGAAGCUUGUCUCCAUCAUAAAUGACACAUAUGAUGCUUAUGGAACUAUUCAAGAGUUAGAACUCUUCACUCAAGCUAUUCAAAGGUGGGAUAAAAGGUAUAUGAAUGAGCUCCCAGAGUACAUGAAGUUAAUUUAUGAGACUCUUCUUGAUACAUCAUUGCUUUUGGACGAUGAAUUAGCCAAACAAGGAAGAAGCUAUGCUUUCAAUUAUCUCCAACAGGAAUGGAAAGAUUUAUGCAGUUCCUAUAUGCAAGAAGCUAAAUGGUGUGAUUUAGAGUAUAUUCCAAGGUUUGAUGAAUAUAUAAAGAAUGGAAAUGUAAGUUCAACUUAUCUGCAAAUCCUUGCGGCUGCAUAUCAGGGUAUGGAGAUUGCACAUGCAAACGUUUUUGAGUGGCUUCAUGGACAACCUAAACCUUUAGCUGCAAUAUGCAUGAUUGGUAGAGUCUUAAACGAUAUAGCCACCUUCAAGUUUGAGCAAAAUAGAAAACAUGUAGCAACAUCAGUUGAAUGUUAUAUGAAACAAUAUCAAGUCUCCCAAGAUGAAGCAUGUGAGAAGCUUCAAAAAAUGAUGGAAGAUGGUUGGAAAGAAGUAACAGAAUCAAUGUUUCGACCAAAUGCUAUUCCAAUGCCUUUACUUCUUCGAAUUCUAAACGUAAACAGAGUCACCAAUGAAAUAUAUUCCAUUGAUUCAGAUGGCUACACUUUCAGUAAAUUUUCCCAAGACAAGAUUACUGCACUUCUUAUUGAUUAAUAACAAAAAUAAGUGUUCCGGGGAAUGAUACAAUAUUACUACUUGAUAGGUGGUGCUCAUACUUUCUUCUUCAUAAGGAAACCCACUUUCUCUUUUUUUUUUUUUUGCUUGUUCUUCAUUUUGUUUGUAUUUGUAUUAUAUUGGUCUUCUCAAGUUGCUACAUUAUUUCUUUUUAUUGUUCAAAAAUAGACUUUGAAGUCUCUGUGUGCAUGCAAUAAUAAAAUUAAAUUAUGAAUUACUCCUAUUUCAAAAAAGCAUUUUAUAGAAUUAUCAUA
Amaranthus tricolor (Joseph's coat) is the source of this 1999-nucleotide messenger RNA. Its product is annotated as vetispiradiene synthase 3-like. The transcript has 7 exons. Lineage: Eukaryota; Viridiplantae; Streptophyta; Magnoliopsida; Caryophyllales; Amaranthaceae. Gene Ontology annotation, biological process: diterpenoid biosynthetic process. The coding region runs from base 45 to 1724 and encodes 559 amino acids. Gene Ontology annotation, molecular function: terpene synthase activity; magnesium ion binding. The record is from RefSeq and is a predicted model, not a curated record.